AUAAAAACAAGAUUUUGGAAUCCAUACAAACAUCGAUUCAAAAAUAUUAAAUUAAAUAAUACUAAUAAUAAUUCCAACAAAAUAUUCCAGAAUUAUAAUAAUAGCCCAUCACUUCAAUCAUCUUGGUCACCUUUAGUGAAGAGAAAAGCUCCUGCUUUGGUGAGCUUAUGUCUUGGAAUUCUAGGAAAACAUCUUGAAGAUGUUAUUGAGGAUUUAGAGGUUUUAACCGGCUUCCCACCCGACAUUAAGAUGGCCAUAACCGCCAUUGCAAGAAGAAGGAAGUUGCUAAAUGAUGACGUGAUCGUUGCAUUGGCAGAGGGCUCUUGGGAAGUUCUUGAUUUUUCAGAUUCAGAUGUCUCUGAUGUUGGCUUGUUGAAGGUGAUAAAGACUUGCAGUCAUGUGAGGGCCAUGGACAUAAGUCGUUGCAGCAAAAUUACUUCAUUUGGUGUUUCAGAACUUGUGAAGGGGUGCCAUUUUCUUGAGAUACUGCGAUGGGGAGGAUGCCCAAGGAGUGAACACACUGCGCGCAGCUCCUUGAGCAUAUUGAAACCAACAUUGAAUGACGUUGAAGGGGAUUCAUGGGAGGAACUUGAUACAACAGAAAUUGUGCAUGGAGCACAAGCAUUACGUUGGCUUGUAUGGCCAAAAAUUGAUGAAGAUUCAUUGGAGACUCUAUCGAUAGAAUGCCCGCGUAUCAUAGUCAAUCCUAAACCGUCACUCUUUGGCCACAAAGGAAUUGAUAUUCCCAGGCAUGCUUUAGCUGGCGUAGCAUUGGAUGACUUUGUUGUGGAAGAUAUUGACCCAAAAACUUGGUUAGUUCCUGGAUCUAGGCUUAAAACAACUUCACCUGUUUUGAACUCAAUUGAGUUGCCAAUUGCUGAAAGAUUCAGACUUGCAUUCGUUGAGAGAGAUGCUAGAUUGGCACCAAAACGAGCCAAAAAUGCUAGACAACGUCAACGACGUGCAGAGCGAGAGUGGGUGACGACAAGUACUAGUGUAAAGUCAAUAGUGCUUGCAACACAAAUGAGCAAAAAUUUACGCAGUUAGUAGGUAUUUAGUUGCAAAAUUUCCAUAAAAUUUUGUCUGUAUGCCCUUGCUAAUGUUCUAGCACUUUGUGCAUGUUAAGUUGUAUAAUUAAAUUUGAGCAGUUAGGAACUGUAUGAUAAUAUAAUAUACACUACAGAAUCAAUGAAUCAUCUUGAACUAUGGUUUUGAAUUA
Erigeron canadensis is the source of this 1219-nucleotide messenger RNA. Its product is annotated as F-box/LRR-repeat protein 2. The annotation marks the transcript as partial. The transcript has 6 exons. The record is from RefSeq and is a predicted model, not a curated record. Lineage: Eukaryota; Viridiplantae; Streptophyta; Magnoliopsida; Asterales; Asteraceae.